Molecule: messenger RNA, 1227 nt
Organism: Guyanagaster necrorhizus
Lineage: Eukaryota; Fungi; Basidiomycota; Agaricomycetes; Agaricales; Physalacriaceae
Exons: 3
Coding region: 220-1227 (335 amino acids)
Source: RefSeq, a predicted model, not a curated record
GUCAAAGAUUCCUCGUCUGGGCGGAAAUUAUAGCUUGCCGAUGUCGAAAUUUGCCAAAUCCUUCCCUCCUUGGGUUGCCUCGGAUCGUUUCGAUAGGCGUUCUUCAUUUCUCCAUCUAUCUACCGGCCCGAGUUAUGGUUGGUAUUUAACACUUUGCCCACCACCACAACAUCCUGCGAUACACCUUCCUGCUACCCACCUUUGCGACACCUAACCCUCAUGGCAUCUUACUUUCGCAGUCUCUUUGGAGGCAGUUCCUCUUCAAAGAAGCGACGCGCGUCGCUCUCAGAGGAUCCCAAACCACAGCGACGUUCUCAUUCCAUACCUUCGCGCCUGGAAAUAUCUCCCAAUGCCUCAUCUGUGGGGCACAAUCCAACAAGGAAAAGAAGCUCUUCUUUGUCAUACGUGGCAUCUCCGUCCGAGAGUUAUUCGUAUGCGUCUCUGCCCGCGCACACCAACAAACAUGGCCGUCAUUCUCGAGAGCCUCGUAUUGUCAGUUACAACUACGACAGACCUGCCCCGUACGCGAUUUACCUUCCAACUAUGUCCUCGCAAAGUAAUCAUUCCCGUACAAACUCGUCGAUUUCAUCGCCUACACCCGAUUCAUCUCCCAAGACGAAGAGGACUAGCACCAGUCACUCCUCACCUCGCCCCGUUUUGAAGAAGACCUCGCACUCGAAUCCACACACGGGUAUCCAGCAUCACGUGUCAUUCGCUAAUCCCAACCGCCCUGAGGUCCUCCACAUGCACCCUGUCUUCGCGUCUAGUCAACACUACCACGCGCCGAUAUGGUACGACGUGACAUCUGCGCCGUCCUCGAAGUCCGUCAUCGACCGAAAAACUCGGACACCUAUCCCUGCCCACACCCUAUCUCAACCCGCGACUGAUCCUGCAAAAUCUGACAAACUCGUGCUCAAGUGCAAUAAACUCUCGUGGCCAGUGGUUGUGCACGCUGACGGAAGAGUGUUGACGAACUUUGAUCUCCUGUGCGCCGUGCACCGGACCUUGUCGACGAGGGUGACGCACAGAGAAUGGGAAGCACUAGGACAUGGCACGCAUGCGCAGUUGAAGGCGGCGAGGGCAUACGAGGCGCGGUGUAAGAAAUUGGGAGGCGGGUGGGAUGGUGGCGUUAGGAGGAUCGACUGGCUAGGUGAGAAGACGUGUCUGAUUGGGGUUGAGGUGGAAAAGACCACUGGGAUUGGGAAGUUGAUCUUUGGGAAGCCCUGA